Molecule: messenger RNA, 2535 nt
Organism: Malus domestica (apple)
Lineage: Eukaryota; Viridiplantae; Streptophyta; Magnoliopsida; Rosales; Rosaceae
Source: RefSeq, a predicted model, not a curated record
GAGGUGUCGAGUUCACUGUCAAACGUGGCAGCUUUCUCGGUCUCCAAGCAAUCUCUCUCUCUGGUUUCCGUUUCACUGGAGCAGUACCACAAACACUUGCGGUGCAUCCUGCAAAUCUAUAAAAUCUGUGAUGGCUUCGUGAGCUUUUGCUCCACUGUAUUUUCCCCGCCGAUGAGGAAUGUCUUUGCCGCGCUCAAGCGCCACCGCCAUGUCACUCUGCUAACCCAAACUUUACGCCAUGACAGAAACGUGGAGACCGUAAUACGAAAAUGCAUACCAUUGGGUUACAAUAACUAUGUUGAAAUUAGAUGGAAGCAAGAAAAAUUGUUUCCGCAUCAAUUGUUACAACGGAAUUCUAUUUCCACCAGUGUGCAUGGUGAAAUGGCAUCUGCAGAGUAUGCAAAGUUGAGGAAGGAAUCACUAGAGAGUGAAUUCGGGCACGCUCUUGAUGCAGGCUCCAAAAGUAUUUCUGUUGUCUACCGUUUUGGUCCGUUUUUGGCAUUGUAUAGAGCUGCAAUUAUUUCAUUUCAUGUGGUGAAGCUCACAAUCUGGCAAUUCUUUGUCCAUGACAUAAAGAAACGCGCCGUCAAGUUUCGUGAAACUCUAAUUCGCUUGGGACCUUUCUACAUCAAGCUCGGGCAGGCUUUGAGCACCAGACCAGACAUACUGCCAACUAUAUACUGCCAAGAGCUUGUUAAGUUACAGGAUCAAAUACCACCAUUUCCAACACGUGUUGCAAUUAAAUCUAUUGAAUCUCAGCUAGGUGCCCCCAUUUCAAAACUUUUUGCCGACAUCAGCCCAGAGCCUAUUGCAGCAGCAUCCCUAGGGCAGGUCUAUAAAGCUCACUUGCACUCUGGGGAGCUGGUAGCAGUUAAAGUACAAAGGCCGGGUAUGUCACUUGUAUUGACCCUUGACGCCUUGUUGUUCAGUAUGAUUGGGGGACAGUUAAAGCGUUUUGCCAAUGCCCGCAAAGAUCUACUAGUGGCCGUGAAUGAGAUGGUGAGGCAUAUGUUUGAUGAAAUUGAUUACAUCCAAGAGGCAAAGAAUGCUGACCGUUUUGCCUCUCUCUAUGGUUCAGACCCAAGUGACGGGAAAAAGACCGGUCCAAAGCCUACAGCUGGAAAAAGUCUUAAACAUAAUGAGGCGAACUGUAUAAAAGUUCCAAAAAUAUAUUGGGAUUUUACCCGUAGGGGUGUGCUUACAAUGGAGUGGAUUGAUGGAAUUAAGCUUACAGAUGAAAUUGGCCUAGAGAGGGCUGGUUUGAACAGAAAAGGAUUAAUUGACCAGGGAUUAUACUGCUCUUUGAGACAAUUGCUUGAGGUGGGAUUUUUCCAUGCUGACCCACAUCCGGGUAACCUUGUCGCUACUGAUACUGGUGCUCUUGCAUAUUUUGAUUUUGGAAUGAUGGGUGAAAUUCCUCGACAUUAUCGUGUGGGACUUAUUCAAGUGCUUGUGCAUUUUGUUAAUCGAGACUCCCUGGGUUUGGCAAAUGACUUUCUUUCAUUGGGAUUCCUUCCUGAAGUGGUUGAUAUACAAUUAGUUUCGGAUGCAUUGCAAGCAUCCUUUAGCGACCGGACUAGACAGUCUCAAGAUUUCCAGGGAGUAAUGGACCAACUCUACGAUGUUAUGUACGAAUUUAACUUCUCUCUUCCUCCGGACUAUGCCCUGGUAAUAAGAGCACUGGGAUCACUAGAAGGCACAGCCAAGGUCCUUGAUCCUAAUUUUAAAGUUAUUGAGAGCUCAUAUCCUUUUGUGAUUGGAAGACUUCUGGCUGACCCAAAUCCUGAUAUGAGAAGAAUUUUAAGACAACUUCUUAUACGCAACGAUGGAUCGAUAAGGUGGAAUAGGCUAGAACGCCUGAUUGCAGCAAUAUCUGAACAGGCUUCUGAGAGUGCUGAGGAGUCCCCAAAUUCUGCGGGCGGUACUCCAAAUCCGUUGAGAAGUAAAUCAUUUGACAUGCAUUCAGUUGUUGCCGCCACUGAAGAUCUUUUCCACUUCAUUCUCUCUAAGAAGGGUGAGAGGGUGCGUGUAUUCCUUGUUCGGGAUAUACUUGCUGCAGCUGAUGCUUUUCUUGAGGAUGAAGUUGUUGGUCGUAUGUUCAAUGAGAAGCCCGAAUCCAGAGGCUCAGUUGAGUCAGAGGCACACACCAUGGUCAUGAGGGUUGUAAAUGGGUUUCAGUAUCUCCGUCAAGCUAUAAAGUUGGCCCCGGAGGUGUGGACGGAAAUGCUUAUACGCAUGGCAGUUACGCCCGAGGUUCAUAAGUUUACAUUAGACAUCGUUUCGUCGCUAAUCAUUCAUUUUAACGGCAAAAUUCCAGAAACUACGUUUGUUUGUAUGUCUAGACUUAUGCACAAGAUGGAAAAAAACCGCAGCUCUUCCGAUUUUUGAGAUUAGGUAUGGUAGUCUUAUUCAAGUUUCGUCGAAUUUUAUUCUUUCCUGUUUCGUUACAGUUCCGAAAUUGUAUAUACUGUAAGGAGUACUUCACACUCGAAAUGAAAAGCGAAAUAGUUACCGAGCGGUAAAUUUUGUUAGUGA